Scatophagus argus is the source of this 1107-nucleotide messenger RNA. RefSeq names its product protein phosphatase 1 regulatory subunit 12B-like. The transcript has 7 exons. Lineage: Eukaryota; Metazoa; Chordata; Actinopteri; Scatophagidae. The record is from RefSeq and is a predicted model, not a curated record. Gene Ontology annotation, cellular component: cytoplasm. The coding region runs from base 241 to 789 and encodes 182 amino acids. Gene Ontology annotation, molecular function: enzyme inhibitor activity; protein kinase binding; phosphatase regulator activity.
CCGCUUCCUCCACAGCUCUCACACUAGUGCAGUUCUUUCACUCUCAUCUGCUGUUCAGUGUCUCACCAUCACAUGAAGAUCACACUUGAGUUUCCUCACAUCAACUAAGGAAACCAGUGGAUGAUAAAUAUAUAUAUAUUCUUCAUCUUUUUUGUUUAACAAAAACUUUUCUAAAACUUUUUUUUGGAAGCACUGUGGACCACAUUACAGCUGCAUGCAAACCGUAGUAGCUCUAGAGCGAUGUCAUCUUCAUUUUCACACAGCAAAGAUCAGUUGCGCAUUAGAAAGUCGAUCUCUGACUCUUCUCCAACUUCAUCCACUGCCACCACCAAGAGCCUUAGGCAUGAGAGACUUUCUAGGUUGAACUCAUCUGGAACUUCUGAUGUCUCCAACGACACAUCUACAAAUCAUGCUGAGUCCUACUUCCUAAGGAGAGAGAACCGACUGUCUGCAAGGAAAAAGGCAGAAGAAGAGACUGCAAAUAAUGACUACAAAAAGAUGUAUGAAAAGGCACUGGCCACCAAUCAAAGGCUCAAGUCCAGGCUGGAAAUAAGUAAACAGGAACUUGCCAUGAUUCAGGACCAACUGCAGAGAGCACAGAAGGGAAAACCAGGAGACUGUGGCUCCAGCAUGCUUGAGGCAGAAAAAAAGGAAAGUUGGAGUCUAAAAAAGAGGAUAUCAGAUAUGGAAGAACAGUUGAAGGUUAAAGAAGAGCUUAAGAUGGAGAAUCAGAGACUGAAGGAUGAGAAUGGAGCUUUAAUCCGGGUCAUCACUAAACUGUCCAAGUGAGACAGUUCAGACAGACAGUAAUUAAGAGGUCAUAUCUUUACCUUCAUUUGUCCUACCUUCUGUCUAUCUUGUCACUCUAUGUAUGUACAUAGUUUUCCAGUGAUUUUGGAAACUUGACUCUUGAUUUUUUUCAUCACUGUCUGUUGAAUAACAAACAUUUGCAGGGAUAAAAACACAUUUUACUUUAGCUGUCAAAGCUUCCUGUUACUGUCCUGGAUCUACAGUGGUAACACAUUGCCAGACAGAAAAUAUAUUGAAUUAAAAUUCAUAUUGUAUAUUCAUUUAAACAUUUCUACAUAAAGCCAAUUGCCAACAUAA